UUUGGUUUUCAAGAAAAAAAAAAUUCUUCAAGUUUUUCGAGGAAAAAGUCGAAAAAUAAUAAAAUUACGACAAAAUGAGUGAUAAUACUCCCGUUGAAAGUCUCGCAACAGACGCUCCAGCGAAGAAACAAACGAUGACGGAUGAAGAACGUUUGGAAUUGGCAGCGAAAUUGGAUCGCGAGCUUGAUGAAUUCAUUGCGGGACUCGAAAAACGCCGAUAUACCGAUGGAUGGCCCGAAGACAAAUGGCAAGAAGAGAUGGAUAAACAUCCGUUUUUCAUGAAAAAGGCUCCGGAGCCGGGAGAUGAGCUUCAUCCGUUGUACGAGGGCAUGCAAAAGCUGAAAUAUGAUCCGGAAGAGAACACGGCGGAAGAGUUGGCUCAAAGUUACAAGGAAGACGGCACGUUUUAUAUGAAACACAAAAAAUUUCGCAUGGCAAUUUACGGAUAUUCGGAAGGCUUGAAGCAAAAGUGCAAUAAUGACUUGUUGAAUGCUCAACUUUACAACAAUCGAAGUGCUGCGAAUUAUUUUUUGAGGAAUUAUCGUUCCUCCCUCAACGACGCCAUCAAAGCCCUCGAACUCAAGCCAGAUUACAUCAAAGCCAAACUCCGUGCUGCCCAAUGCUGUUUAGAGCUUGAACGCUAUGACGAGUGCAUCCGCUACUGCGAAGAACUUCUCGUCCUUGAUCCAAUAAAUGGCACUGUAACUGAUAUCGUCGUCGAAGCAUCCAACCGCAAACUCCUUAAAAACCGAAAUUCUCGACGACGUCAAGCUUUGGAGAAGAAAAAAGACGACAAACUCAAAGCUCUUCUCACGGAACUCUCAAAACGUUCAAUUACCUUCUGUGAAGCAAACUCCGUCGACGAUUUAGAAGAAAAAGAUUUAAUUCCCCUUUUACCCCCGUUGGAAGAUCACAUGGUUUCCAUAAGCGAAGAAGAUGGAUCUCUCGAAUGGCCCUUGGCUUUUUGCUAUCCGGAAUACGAAAUUAUGGAUUUCCAACAAAAAGUGUCAGAAAAUGCGACGAUAUUCGAUUGUUUAGUUGCUUUAUUUGAAGAUUUCAAGUUGGGACAUCCAGGGCAGUACAAAGCUGACACAGUGAAUGUUUAUCACGACAACAAAAAAUUCGGAGGAACACACAAAUUGGAUGUCGAUAAGACAAUAAAGGACAUUUUGAAUGAGAAAAAUUUCGCAGUUCAACAGGGAACGCUCGUUUUUUACGUUUUAGUCAAAGAUUCCGACGAAGAAAGGGAAUUUUUGAAGUUAGAAAGGAAACCUUUUGAGAAAUACGCUCCUGUGUUUUGAUUCAACAAUCCAUUCAUUCAAUUUGAUUCGAUAUAAAAAUAACUUAUUACUAACUUUGCACUGUAAUAAAUUUAUGCUACAUUUUUUUUUUGGUAUAUAAUACUAAAUUCUUUUUUUUUAAGAUUGACACAAUUAUCGAAAUUGUUUUAAAUUUUUUUUCUAUU
Culicoides brevitarsis is the source of this 1465-nucleotide messenger RNA. RefSeq names its product DNA polymerase interacting tetratricopeptide repeat-containing, protein of 47 kDa (gene Dpit47). The record is from RefSeq and is a predicted model, not a curated record. The transcript has 3 exons. Gene Ontology annotation, biological process: protein folding. Lineage: Eukaryota; Metazoa; Arthropoda; Insecta; Diptera; Ceratopogonidae. Gene Ontology annotation, cellular component: cytosol; nucleus. Gene Ontology annotation, molecular function: Hsp70 protein binding; Hsp90 protein binding. Bases 75 to 1301 code for a protein of 408 amino acids.